Molecule: messenger RNA, 1777 nt
Organism: Gigantopelta aegis
Lineage: Eukaryota; Metazoa; Mollusca; Gastropoda; Neomphalida; Peltospiridae
Product: cell death-inducing p53-target protein 1 homolog
Exons: 10
Coding region: 82-582 (166 amino acids)
Molecular function (GO): zinc ion binding
Source: RefSeq, a predicted model, not a curated record
UAGAGAUUCAGUUCUAGUUAAUUUGGUGACCCCAAAACAAGAGGAAUUUAAGUAAACACGUUUGGUUUUCACUGAUUAAUCAUGUCACAAGCACCACCUCCGUAUCCAUCCGAUCAGAAGGGUGGAGCCCCUCCUCCAGCCUAUGGACCACCACCUGCAGGUUAUGGUCCACCACCUGGAGGUCAGCCAGGAUAUGGUCCUCCACCAGCUCAGUAUGGCUAUGGCCAGCCAGGUCCUUAUCCACCAGGACAGUACCCACCAACAGGACAACCGGCACAGCCUGGAUACUACCCGCAGAACCAGCAGGCGACCACCGUGGUUGUGGCCCAGCCAACUAUUGCGGUGGUGCAGCAGUACCGUGAGUCGCCAGUCCACACUCGCUGCCCGUACUGCCAGGCGGAGGUGAUGACCGGCACCCACUAUGAGACUGGAACAUUCACCUGGGUCAUCUGCCUCAUCCUGGCCCUCGUCGGAUGCUGGAUUGGCUGUUGCCUGAUUCCGUUCUGUGUUGACGGUUGCAAGGACGUGAUCCACACCUGCCCCAACUGUCGCCAGCAGGUGGCCCGCUGGAGCCGCAUGUAAUCAUGGCAUGCUGCAGGAAAUCCUCCCGGGAAGAAGAAAUCAUCUGCCCAAUAACAACAACAACAAAAAUGUCUGUACACCUAGUACCACAAAUUUCAUUGUUCGACAACUUUUUUAAUAUAAGGCUGUGAUAUAUACUUUACAAUUGGAAUACUGUGUAAACUUUCUCUCUCUCAAAAUAUUUGAUUUAAUUAGUAAAAUAUUUUACUUGAUAAAUUUGAUGGUUGACUAAUUUGAAAGAUUUUUUGUAAUGAAAUGGACCAAGGUUUCUUUAGUUUUUUUUUAUUUAUAAUUUAUCCAGCACUGAAGUGUUUUUAUGUGUUUAUUUGAACACUUUGAAUUGGUUGCACUGUCAGAGUAUAGGGCAAACCAUUAGAGAGAGUGUUGUUUCUUCGACACAUUUUCAUCCACUACAUUUUUUGUCAGGAAAAUUGACAGAACCAUUCUGUUAAAAUUUACAAAAGCGAAAAUGUGCUUCUUAAGUUUGUUUGACUUUUUUUUUCAUUAGUAACAAUUGCUGUUUAAUUCAUAAAUUGAUGGAAGCAAUUACAAAGCAAGUAACUUGACAAAACUGUAAUAUGUGUUUAUUGCUGACAAAAAAAAAACGCUAAUGAUUUCAACUAAUUAACUUAGUUUUACUAUUAUGUGAAGUACAAUAAUAAGCUAUAAUGUCUAGUACUACACUGUACAGUGAUUAAUGUAAAUGAAAUCGAAUCAAAAACUGAUUUUUGAAGUAUUUGAGACAGAAAAACUGAAACAGAAAAUAUUUAGUUCUCUGAUCUGUUAACUUAUUUUAUUGGUUCAACAAUAAUUAGCAUCAUCAACUAAUCAUUUAUUUUUAUGUCAGGUUUAUGUAUUUGGAGUGUUACAUUGCUCAGUGGUUUUAGAUGAUUUAUUUUAAAUGUUAACUGUUUUGCAGCCUUUUUUAAAAAAAAUUAUAGCUAAGCGUUAAUGAUUGAAGCACUAGAUCUCAAUUAGCAUAUAUCAGAAGAUUCAGUGACAAUCAUAGCAAAACUAAUAACUGUUAAUGGAACCUAUUAUCUACAUGUAUAUUGCACAAUGAGAAGUCCUCUUUGGGGGUCAAGCACUGCUUACAUUUUGCCCUUUUUUACCCACUCUAGUAUGAAGCGGUCACUUGUAAUUUUUUUUUUAAAAAUAACUUUAUUCCAAAAUAUAAACAUUAUUGUCAUCACUA